CCGACAUCCCGCGCCCCGACGCGAGCUCCCACGCGCAGUCGCCGCGAGUCCCGCCGAGCUGGAAACGAGGCCUGCACUGAGAGACUGGGGCCUAGAGGAUGGCCCUGAACCCUGACUGCACCGCUGCCAAGGGCACACAUGUGGUCAAAGAUGCAUUUGAGAAAAGUAGCUGCUGGCUACUUUAACUAUGGAAAAGCAGGACCAUCAUGAGAUGGAAGUUUUCCAAUUGGGUUGUCACUCCCACAUUAAACUGUUGACAGUCAACCGGGAACAUCUGGUCACUCACAUCCGGAACACUCAGUGUCUGGUGGACAAUUUGCUGAAGAAUGACUACUUCUCAGCAGAAGACUCGGAGAUCGUGUGUGCCUGCCCCACGCAGCCCGACAAGGUCCGAAAACUUCUGGAUCUGGUACAGAGCAAGGGCGAGGAGGCGUCAGAGUUCUUCCUCUAUGUGCUUCAGAGACUCGAGGAUGCAUAUGUGGAUCUCAGGCCGUGGCUGUCCGAAAUCGCCUUCUCCCCAUCCCAGCUCAUUCAGAGCAAAACUAUCGUCAACACUGACCCAGUGAGCAGGUACACCCAGAAGCUGCGACACCAACUGGGCUGCGACUCCAAGUUCGUGCUAUGCUACGCCCAGAAGGAGGAGCUGCUGUUAGAGGACACCUACGUGGACGCGCUCAUGGAGCUGGUGGGCUUCAACAAUGAGAGUCUGGGCAGCCUGGGCAGCCUGGCCUGUCUGCUGGACCACAGCUCGGGUGUCCUGAACGAGCACGGCGAGACGGUGUUCGUAUUCGGCGACGCGGGUGUGGGCAAGUCCAUGCUGCUGCAGCGGCUGCAGAGCCUCUGGGCCACCGGGCGCCUGGCCGCGGGCGUCAAGUUCUUCUUCCACUUCCGCUGCCGCAUGUUCUGCUGCUUCAAGGAGAGCGAAGCGCUGUGCCUACAGGACCUGCUCUUCAAGCACUUCUGCUACCCCGAGCAGGACCCCGAGGAGGUGUUUGCUUUCCUGCUGCGGUUUCCCCACACGGCCCUGUUCACCUUCGACGGCCUGGAUGAGCUGCACUCGGACUUCGACCUCAGCCGCGAGCCCGACGUGUGCUGCCCGUGGGAGCCCGCGCACCCGCUCGUCCUGCUGGCCAACCUGCUCAGCGGGAGGCUGCUCAAAGGCGCCAGCAAGCUGCUCACGGCCCGCACGGGGCUGGAGAUCCCGCGCCAGCUGCUGCGCAAGAAGGUGCUUCUGCGGGGCUUCUCGCCCAGCCACCUGCGGGCCUACGCGCGCAGGAUGUUCCCCGAACGCGCGGCGCAGCGGCGCCUGCUCGAGCAGCUCGAGGCCAACCCCAACCUGUGCAGCCUGUGCGCCGUGCCGCUCUUCUGCUGGAUCAUCUUCCGCUGCUUCCAGCACUUCCACGCCGCCCUCGACGGCUCCUCGCAGCUGCAGCUGCCCGACCGCGCCGUGACCCUGACCGACGUCUUCCUGCUGGUCACCGAGGUGCACCUCAACCGGACGCAGCCCAGCAGCCUGGUGCAGCGCAACACGCGCAGCCCGGCCGAGACCCUGCGCGCCGGCUGGGCCACGCUGCGGGCGCUCGGCCGCGUCGCCCACCUCGGCACCGCCCGCAGCCUCUUCGUGUUCGGCCAGGAAGAGGUGCAAGCCUCCGAGCUGCAGGACGGGGACCUGCAGCUGGGCUUCCUGCGAGCCCUGCCCGAGCUGGGCCCCGAGGGGGGACAGCAGUCCUACGAGUUUUUCCACCUCACGCUCCAGGCCUUCUUCACGGCCUUCUUUCUGGUGGCUGACGACAAGGUGGGCACCAAGGAGCUGCUCAGGUUCUUUCGAGAGUGGGCACCUCCCGGAGAGGCAGCGGGCACGUCCUGUUAUCCUGCCUUCCUCUCCUUCCAGUGCCUGGGGGGUGGCAGCCAGGCUGGCCCCGAGCCCUUCCGCAACAAAGACCACUUCCAGUUCACCAACCUCUUCCUGUGCGGGCUGCUGGCUAAAGCCAGACAGAAACUCCUGCGGCAGCUGGUGCCCAAGGCCACCCUGAGGAGGAAGCGCAAGGCCCUGUGGACACACCUGUUCGCCAGCCUGCGCUCCUACCUGAAGAGCCUGCCCCGGGUCCAGUCCGGGGGCUUCAAUCAGGUGCACGCCAUGCCCACCUUCCUGUGGAUGCUGCGGUGCAUCUAUGAGACGCAGAGCCAGAAGGUGGGUCGGCUGGCGGCGAAGGGCAUCAGCGCCGACUACCUCAAGCUGGCCUUCUGCAACGCCUGCUCGGCCGACUGCAGCGCACUGUCCUUUGUCCUGCACCACUUCCGCAGGCGGCUGGCGCUCGACCUGGACAAUAACAACCUUAACGACUACGGUGUGCGCGAGCUGCAGCCCUGCUUUAGCCGCCUCACUGUCAUCAGGCUCAGUGUCAACCAAAUCACUGACACAGGGGUGAAGGUGCUGUCGGAGGAGCUGACCAAGUACAAAAUUGUGAAGUAUCUGGGUCUGUACAACAACCAGAUCACAGAUGUUGGAGCCAGGUAUGUUGCCCAAAUCCUGGAGGAGUGCAAAGGCCUCACGCACCUUAAACUGGGAAAAAACCAGAUAACAAGUGAGGGUGGGAAGUAUCUGGCCUUGGCUGUGAAGAACAGCACAUCCAUCGCUGAUAUUGGGAUGUGGGGCAAUCAAAUCGGGGAUGAAGGAGCAAAGGCCUUUGCUGAGGCACUAAAGGACCACACUAGCUUGACCAACCUCAGUCUUGCAUCUAACAGCAUCUCUACAGAGGGAGGGAAGAGCCUUGCCCAGGCCCUGCAGCAGAACACUACUCUGACAAUAUUCUGGCUCACCCAAAAUGAACUUAAUGAUGAAGCAGCAGAGUACUUUGCAGAGAUGCUGAAGGUUAACCAGACUUUGAAGCAUUUAUGGCUUAUCCACAACAAGAUCACAGCCAAGGGCACCGCACAGCUGGCCGAGGCCCUGCGGAACAACACUGCCAUCACGGAGAUCUGUCUCAAUGGCAACUUGAUCCAUCCAGAGGAGGCCAAAGUCUUUGAAAACGAGAAGCGGAUCAUCUGUUCCUGAUGUGGACAUUUCCUAUGCUGCAUCUUUGUGCUAUGUGGCUCCUCAGCUAUGAACAGCACUCUGGGGAGUCAGAUGGGGUCCGUGGGAUGCUGUGCAGGGCCUUCAGUAAGGGGACUAUUGGCCCUGUUCUGGAGCAGCCACUGGGGUACAGCAGAAAACGCGGGCAGUGUGAGCCACUGUAGUCACUGAAAAAUAGCAACGUGUUUUCUAUGCUGAAGAAACUUCCUUGCAUGUCCCUAACUAUCUUGCCUGGCACUGGCAGGGUCAGAUGGAAGAGACCAGUUCCAGCUCCACAGAUGCCUGCAUAAAGGACCUGCAGGAGUGCAUUAGCCACUUCUGCCUUCAGGGAAGAGCUGGGACUUGGUACAGGGCCAAGGCCAGCUUCCUGUAAAGAAGGCCCUCAGGGACCACGACGUUCUCCUGAAACCACCUUCCUCCCUACAGUACUUCCCUGUGCACAUCUGUGUCACCCUUGCAGUUGUGGUUACUGAGUUGGGUCUAGUGUGAGGAGGGCACAUCCAAGUGCCUUGGGGAGCUGGCUGUCAAGGGCUUAGCAACAGACUUUGGUUCUAGUCUUAGAUCUCAUUGGAUGCUGACAUAGGUUAGAGGUCGCCCUCAUGGGAAGUCUAAGAGUCAGUCAGUCUCUCCAUGAUGCUCAGUCUCCAGCCGGAGGUUUACUUGUCUUGGCUGUGCCUGCUGUGGGAGGAAGCAGAGGCUCCCAUCUUCCACAGGAGCAGGAAUGGUUUGCCUUCAUGGACCUGAUAACCUCAGUGAAGCAUCUCUCUCUUGCCUCUCACCAGGGAAGUCUCUUUUGUUCUCAGCAGGUGGAGGAUGACUGAAUACAGCCAGGACUCAGGGAGCAGCUGAGAGCUCUGCCAGCAAAAUAUUCCAGACACCCACCACCAGCGUGGGCAUGUGGGGCAUGCACAGUGGGGUGGAGUGGGUGGUGAUGCUACAGACAACUUGCUUUCUUUUUUGUCACCUUAUUGGUUAACCAUUACUGAAAAAGCUCACUAUUUCCAAAGAA
This is a messenger RNA of Jaculus jaculus (lesser Egyptian jerboa), 4082 nucleotides long. It is a transcript of the gene Nod1, whose product is annotated as nucleotide binding oligomerization domain containing 1. Gene Ontology annotation, biological process: regulation of apoptotic process. The coding region runs from base 188 to 3055 and encodes 955 amino acids. Gene Ontology annotation, molecular function: protein binding. NCBI's taxonomy places the organism in Eukaryota, Metazoa, Chordata, Mammalia, Rodentia, Dipodidae. The record is from RefSeq and is a predicted model, not a curated record. The transcript has 12 exons.